This is a messenger RNA of Oncorhynchus tshawytscha (Chinook salmon), 2517 nucleotides long. It is a transcript of the gene plekha8, whose product is annotated as pleckstrin homology domain containing, family A (phosphoinositide binding specific) member 8. The record is from RefSeq and is a predicted model, not a curated record. The coding region runs from base 182 to 1876 and encodes 564 amino acids. The transcript has 13 exons. Gene Ontology annotation, biological process: ceramide transport; intermembrane lipid transfer. Gene Ontology annotation, molecular function: ceramide 1-phosphate binding; ceramide 1-phosphate transfer activity. Gene Ontology annotation, cellular component: membrane; cytoplasm; cytosol. NCBI's taxonomy places the organism in Eukaryota, Metazoa, Chordata, Actinopteri, Salmoniformes, Salmonidae.
CUCACGCGAUCACAUGGAACCCCAUUCAUGUAUGAGUUACGUACUUUUCUGUCGUAUCCAAAUGAAACGGGUCCUUUAUUUCCGAAAAUCUUACUUGGGAAUGAAAUUGAGUCUCCAGGAUCAGCUGUGGCCGGCGUCUUGUUCUAAUAAACAAGUAAUGAACCUCAGAAACAGAUGAAGAAUGGAGGGAAUCCUAUUCAAGUGGACAAAUUACAUAAGUGGUUGGCAGCCUCGCUGGUUUGUACUGGAAGGAGGGACUUUGUCCUACUAUGACUCGCAAGAGGAUUCCUGGAAAGGAUGCAAGGGAAGCAUCAAAAUCUCAGUGUGUGAAAUACAAGUCCACUCCUCUGACUUCACACGGGUUGACCUGACCAUCCCUGGAGAACAGUACUUCUACCUCAGAGCCAUCAAUGCAGCGGAGAGGCAGAAAUGGCUGGUCGCAUUGGGAUCUGCAAAGGCCUGCCUCACCGACAACCGAACCAAGAGAGAGAAAGAGCACCAGGAGAACACAGAGGCUCUUAAGACCAAGAUGUCAGAGUUGAGGCUGUACUGUGACCUUCUGCUCCAGCAAGUUAACCAGAUCAAGGACAGUGAGGAGACUGAGGAGGCUGGGGAGAACCCUGGCACCAUGGUGAAAUCUACAUGCACCACCUUCAUCAAGACGUUGGAGGAGUGCAUGCUGAUCGCCAACCGCACCUUCAGCUCAGACCAGGCCACAAAGACCCCACCCGGGUCACCUCCCGUGGCAACCAUCAAACCCCAGAAGGUCAAACCUGGCAAUCAAUCAAAUCAGGAAAAACACAGGGAGUGUAAAGAAAUCUCAGGAGGAUCUGUAACACAUGACAACCAGAGCCUUGACUCUGGAGCAGAGGGACCAGACCAACAAGACGGACCAGACACGCUCCCUGAGAGAACCACCCAAACACCCCCAACAGAAAAUAGCCCAGUCGGCAGGGACCCCCAGGGCCCAGAGGAGUCUGCAGUGGAAGAGGAGGCCACUACCCAAACCACCCACACAGACCCUGACCCAGAACACACCGACCAACCAGCACAGCAGGAAGAGGAGGAGGAGGAGGAGGAAUUCAAAGAGGUGGAGCAGGAAAUGAGCAACGCCCAAGAAGAAGAGAAACAGGAAGUGACCCAGAACCAACAGGAAGCUGUCACUGACCAAGAGGAAGCCAAGCUGGAGGAGGAGCAGCCUGCCCAGCCACAGGGAGAAGAAGAGGAGACAGAGCAGGUGGACACAUUCUUCAGUACGAUGAGUCACAGAUUUAGUGAUAUAAGACUGGACGGUGACAGUGGUAUUCCUACACAAGCCUUUCUGGACUCAUGCUAUGCAAUAGUGCCUGUAUUAGACAAACUAGGAUCCACAGUAUUUGGUCCAGUAAAAAUGGAUUUUACAGGCAACAUCAAGAAGAUCCACCAGAAGCUGUCGUCGGACCCAGGCAGCUUCCCCACACUGCAGACCAUAGUGCUCCACGAGGUGCAGACCGGCGUGGCCCGCGUCCGUAACUCAGCCACCGAGGCCCUGCUGUGGCUCAAACGAGGACUCAAAUUCCUCAAGGAGUUCCUGUCCCUGGUCAACUCUGGGGAAAGGGAUAUCCCAGGAGCGCUGGGUAAUGCUUAUGGACGGAGUCUGCGGCAGUAUCAUGGAUGGGUUGUGCGAGGUGUAUUUGCUCUGGCCCUCCGAGCAGCGCCAUCAUACAGCAGCUUCGCGGCGGCUCUGGUGUCCAGAGAGGGGGAGGAACUGAAAGAAGGAUUCUACACAGGCAUGCACCGGGACCUGGGGGUCUACCUGCCUGCCAUGGAGAAACAACUGGCCAUCCUGGAUGCCCUGUAUGAAGAAUACAACCUGGAGUCAGAUGAGGUGGUCUGAGAGGAGGAGACGAGAUCCCAACUGGUGGUCUGAGAGAAGGAGACGAGAUCCCAACUGGUGGCCUGAGAGAAGGAGACGAGAUCCCAACUGGUGGUCUGAGAGAAGGAGACGAGAUCCCAACUGGUGGUCUGAGAGGAGGACACGAGAUCCCAACUGGUGGCCUGAGGGGCACUACCAGAGGAGGAAGAGAGCCCUCAGACUCAGACCAUCUGGGAUACACUGACGAAGGAGGAAGAGGAAGUGGAGGAGGUAGAAGAGGAGAGCCCGGUCUGAGCCGCCGCAGCAGAGCGGUGGCUCUGGUGUACUUGAUGUAGUGUACAGUACUUUAGACUCAGGCUCUUUUCCCUCCUGUGACUUCCAUUAUGAACAGCUGCACCAUUGGUGGCUGAGAUUGCACAAAUAUGGACUUUUACUUUAAAUUGGGGCUGAUAUUGUUAUUAUUGACAGCAUUAUUUGACAGCCUACAUAGGCUGCAUGUAAUGAACUACAUACAACACUGAAGAGUAUAAUGUAGCGGUGUUAGUAUUGAUCCCUGCUGAACUCCUACACCAAUAUACUGUAUCUACAUGGAUGACCUGCGUACCACCACCAACCCACCUCCCCCUCCCUCCAGAAGCCACCUCCCCCUCCCUCCAGAACCA